ACUGUGUGCUGGUUCUAUUCCCUCCUCAGCACAGCGCAGACAUGGAGACCCAGAGAGUGCAGUCCUCGUACCGUAAACGUUUUGGGACCCAGAACCCGACCGCCCUGCGCCUGUCGUCUGCCCGCUUAUCCUGGCACGGGACGCCACGGAGCCUGACCCACUCCAGCCCCAUCUCCAGAUCUUCAGUGGGCUCGCUCCUCCUCGGCAGCCCUGUGGACCGCCUGGACUUCUCCGCAGACUCUGCCCUGAAGGCCCAGUUUAAAGAGACCAGGACCAAUGAGAAGGUGGAGAUGAUGGGCCUGAACGAUCGCUUCGCCAGCUACAUCGAGAAGGUGCGGCUCCUGGAGCAGCAGAACAAGGUGCUGGUGGCCGAGGUGAACCAGCUGAAGGUGAAGGAGCCCAGCCGAGUGGGCGAGAUGUACCAGGAUGAACUGAGGGAGCUGAGGAGACAAGUGGACCACCUGACCUCCGCCAAGGCCCGAGCUGAGGUGGAGCGGGACAACAGUGCCGCCGACCUGGACAAACUCAAACACAGGCUGCAGGACGAGAUGGUUCUGAGGCAAGAGGCCGAGAACAGUUUGAGCGCCUUUAGACAGGAUGUGGACGAGGCAGCUCUGAGCCGAGUGCAGUUGGAGCGGAGGAUCGAAGCUCUUCAGGACGAGAUCAACUUCCUCAAGAAAGUCCACGAUGAGGAGCUCCGUGAGCUUCAGGAGCAGAUUCUGGCUCAGCAGGUCCACGUGGAUCUGGACCUGUCCAAACCCGACCUGACCGCGGCUCUGAGGGACAUCAGGGUCCAGUACGAGACCAUGGCCUCCUCCAACAUGCAGGAGACAGAGGACUGGUACAGGUCUAAGUUCGCCGACCUGACCGAUGCAGCCAAUAGGAACGCAGAGGCUCUACGUCAGGCCAAACAGGAAGCCAACGAGUACAGACGACAAGUGCAGGUGGUGACCUGUGACCUGGAAGCACUCCGAGGGACUAACGAGUCUUUGGAGCGUCAGUUGCGAGAGCAGGAGGAGCGGGCGGCGCUGGAGAGCUCGGCGUACCAGGAGAGGGUGGCUCAUCUGGAGGAGGAGAUCCAGAGUCUGAAGGAGGAGAUGGCCCGACACCUCCAGGACUACCAGGACCUCCUCAACGUCAAACUGGCCCUGGACAUUGAGAUCGCCACCUACAGGAAGCUGCUGGAAGGAGAGGAGAGCAGGAUCACUAUUCCGGUUCAGAGUUUUUCCAACCUACAGUUCAGAGACACUGGGCUGGACACCAAGACCCCAGAGGCUCACGUGAAGAGGAGCAUCCUGGUGCGCACCGUGGAAACCCGCGAUGGAGAGAUUAUCAAAGACACCAUGACUGAGCACAAGGACCUGCCCUGAUCACCUCCACAUUGGACAACACCUGUGUCGGCUAAAACUUCACAAUAUUAAUCUAGUUUUUCGAGAUUUGUGACGAGUGUAGAGAUUAGGGCUGUCAAAAGUAUCGAAAAUCAGAUACUAAUUGAUACUAAAACUAUUAUCAAAACUAGAUACUCGUUUGAGCAAGUAUCGAUACUAAACAACCUGGACACUGAGGGAUUACACAGAUAUAAGGCCAAAUGGGAUUAUAAAAGAAAAUACUACCGUUUAAUGUUGAAAAUCACAUUCUAUUGUCUAAAGAAAGAGUGUUUUUAUUGUCAUCGUGGUAUCAGAAUCGGUAUCGGGUAUCGAGUCUAUUCCUUAGCAUCGAAAUCGGGUUUGAAAUUUUAGUAUCGUGACAACACUAGUGGAUAAAUAUAUUUAGUAGAUCUCUAAAUACACUGUAGUUUCUCCACGUGCUCUACAUGUAACUUUUCUGGUCUGCCACCUGCUUGUCUCCAUGGAGAUAUUGCUGUUAUACCAGGAAUAUUCCACGUUAUGGUAUUAAACAUAUCAUGCAUGUAUUCAAAUCAAUGUAUUGUUCAAACAGACCUUGUAAAAUGCAUUGUUACAGUGCGUGGACUCUCCUUUCCACAGAUCUGACCUUUUACCUGGUCAUGUGUAACGCAAACUCAAGUUUAUCUAAGUGUAAUGUCAAACAGUGGAACAUUUCAGAAUCCACCACCAGAAAAGUUACACAGUGCACCAGAGUUUAGUUUAGUUGUUUUUGAAAUUAAAAUAUAUUCAAAGGAUAUUUUUUUUUGAGAGAUCAGAUUCAUAUUUAAAAUUUAAAUCAGGUCUGUUCUGCAAAUUGUUCUGUUCAGAUCUCCAUGUUCUAGUCAUUUCUUCUCAUUGAGCCUCUGAAGUUGUAUUUGGAGUGAUUCAUGUUUGACUUUAAUCUUCAAUCUCUUAUUUUCAAGACACCAUUUUGCCGAUCUACCCUCGUGUUUCACCUCCACGCCCACUGUGACGUACACACUUCCUUCUCCAGUUUUAUAAUCGGUGAUACUCGUAGGAUUCGGUAGCGUCACGUAGUCAUUCUGGUACAAAUGGAAAAAAAAAGGUCUGUUCGCUCGUGUGAUGUGCAGCUGUCAAUAGGGGGCGCUUUGUAUAUUAUAACAUAAUGAACCACAGGUGUCAGAGAUUAGAACUACAGAGCGACGCAAGCACAACAGAUUGAUUUAAGUCGUUUAAACUCACAUUUUAAACUUAAAACCUUAGACGUGUUUUCGAAACAUAUUCUACCAUCUGAUUUUUUAAUUAAUUUUAGAAAACUUUACACUGCUUUUUUGUUUUUUAUAUACAAUUUUGUGCUUUAUAAUGAAAUCCAACAGUGCCUAAACUAAAAAGCUUUCAUUUUGGUGAGUUAAAAUAGAAGGAUCUCACAUUUAUUUUACACUGGUUUGGAGCAGGCCUAGUCACACUAUGAAGGCUUAAACACAUCACUGUUUAACAUGAGCCUGAAGCAAACAGAGGUCUGUUUGAAACAAGAUUCAAGAUGUUUUGUUUUUUUUGUUUUUUUAUUUUAGGAAUUUUUAACCACAAUUUUAAUACUUUUUUUUAGAACUUUUAGAAUUUAGAUGUGGAUGUGUCUGUCGUCGCAGGUUGGUGGUUUGACUAAGACUGAAAGUGAAAAUUGAAAAACUGAAAACAGACAUAAAAAGAGGGAAAGUGAAUGUUUCAGUGGAUUUAAGAAGAUUUUAUGAGAAUUUUAGAUUUUUUAUAUAAUUUUGCUCAAAGAGGAGGUAUUCUGCAAAAAAUUCUCUCUUUUUUUUAAGCUUUUUUCCAUGUUCUAACGCUGCUCUCUCAUUAAAACCAUGGCUGAAGAGGUUUUAAAUGUCAUCCAUGCAUGUUUGAGAAAUAUAGCGAUCUCUCCUGGACCCUACUCAAACCCUCUUUACGAUUAGCUGUAAGAUUCUGUACAAGGCUCCGCCCACAAGCCGACAUCACCCAUGCUCCCACACGACAAUUCUCCAUAAAUAUACAAAAACAUGAUACAAAACUGUACACAGCAACUUGACAAACCUGAUGUGAUGUGCAGUAGUUUCUUUAGCGGGAUGCAGCUGAAUGUGUUGUGAUAGCGCUCUGAGGGGGGAGUGACUUAGCGCAGAGAGCAUGAAAGUGAAAUUUAUAAAACAUGUUAAUAAUACCUUGUUUUAGGUGAAUGUAGCAUUUUCAAAACAACAAAAGGAAACAUGGUGAUCUAAAUAUGUUAUGUGUUACAGUUAAUACCCCGUAGAAGUAAAAUACCUCCUCUUUAAGUGUCUCUAGUAGACUUGUGGUGUCGCUGCUGUUCUGUGUAACCUGCUGCUCAGAUACUUGUUUUUUUUCCAAGAGUAGAACCCGCACAGGACUUUAAUAAAUGGUUCUUGUGUUAAAAGUG
Molecule: messenger RNA, 3771 nt
Organism: Periophthalmus magnuspinnatus
Lineage: Eukaryota; Metazoa; Chordata; Actinopteri; Gobiiformes; Gobiidae
Gene: gfap
Product: glial fibrillary acidic protein
Exons: 11
Coding region: 42-1370 (442 amino acids)
Biological process (GO): regulation of chaperone-mediated autophagy; intermediate filament organization
Cellular component (GO): intermediate filament; cytoplasm; cell projection
Molecular function (GO): structural constituent of cytoskeleton
Source: RefSeq, a predicted model, not a curated record